GGUAGUUCAAGGCAGGCUAGGCUACGGUUGUACGCUGGAUACAGUGUAGACAUUGUGCUAGGAGUCCUCUCUCCAUAGUCACCACGUUUUGAGCAGUCCGCGAUGCCAGGAUUUGACAGUCUUUGCGAUGACGUCUUGCUUGUGCUACCGGAGCACGAUCGCGCGCAGCUGCAGGGUCAUACUACUCAGCAGGCUCGUGCUUGGCUAGCCGCCAAGACGCGCGACGUGCAACGCUACCUGUCGGACCUACAAACUGCCUACAACUCGACGCUCACCGUGAAUGCGCUACCGAACGAGAUAUUCGUCGAGAUCCUGCGGCUCGCCUCCGCGUCAGAUCAUCGCAACGCAUGGACAGCCAAGAGCAUGGGUGUAUGUCGCUACUGGAGAGACGUUAUCGAGGAUACGCCCAUACUCUGGACCACCAUCGAUCUAUCGGCGAGACUACAGUUCUUAGAGCUCUGCCUCAUGCGGUCAAAUGGGGUCGGGCUUAGCAUCUAUCUCCCAAAGGAUGCCCGAAUGCGGAGGAGGGCUCGCAAGCAGGCCAGGAUCGAUUUCUCCACGGUGGCACCCCUUCUAGUCGCACACUAUCCACGAAUGAGGAGUAUCGAUCUCCACAUUGACGAGAAAAACAGCAUGCAGAGUGAAUUACUCUGGCGGCUGCUGGACGCCCCACUACCCGCUCUGGUCUCCUUGGCACUGGUUAACGACGGUUCGCUGCGAUGGAUGCCGAAACCCUUCCCAGGUCUCCGAAGUCUGUCAUUGACCUCGAUCACCGUGCCCGACUGGUCGAGACUGCCAAUCUCGCAGCUGACUUCUAUAUGGCUUUGCGCCGUUGACUUUCCCAAAGAUGGAUGCUUUGCAUCCCUUCUGGAACUACUGAAAGCGUGCAUCUCUCUAGAGUGCUUCGGAUACGAUGGCCUUGAACUCGAACACCUCAAUGGAUUGGAACCCCGCUGCACCCUGCAAUUGCCGCGGUUGCUGCGCUUUCACCUCUCGGGAACGCAGGCAGCCAUUUUGAGCUUGCUCGCGCAGGUCUCCCUGCCACAGCACGCAUGUGUGUCCCUCUGUCCAGGCGCGAGCGACUCAUGGGAACCACGUAGAGGGGUGCUCGAUACUUUCCUGCCCAGGGAUAUGACUCAGUGUCUGCCUGCUCUCUGCGAGGCACGGCACGUCUUGGCGUGGCUGGAAACAGACGAGGAGGAUCCCGACGUUGAGCUCACCAUCUACGCAGAUGUGGAACGCACGGAAUUCUGGGAAUCGCGGCGCUGGAGGGAUCCUAAUUUCCACGUGCGGUUGAACGUCUGGUCCCGACCCAGAGAUCCUUCAAUGCCGUCCUUAUACAUAGCACACGUAGCGUCAGAUUGGUUGGAACUAGAGCAAGGAUUUGAGGCAGGGCUUUCAUACAUUACACGCGACCUUUGCCGCUUCUUACCCGCAUCCGUGGAGACCCUCAUACUGCGCGGGAUCACGAAUCGCGUCGACGUGAAGACCUGGACGCGCAUGAUGUCUUGCUUUCCGAAUAUCAAGCAACUCGAAAUCAUGGGACAGUCCUGCGACAUACUCUGUUUCCCUCGUGCACUACGACCGACUCGGUCUAGGAUACCCUGCAGACACCUGCGCGAGUUGGUCCUGCGGUAUCGGCCGAGGAAACAAGGCGGGAGCCUGGAGAUGCUAGAGGAGCUUCGCGUAGCGCUGGAAAAACGCAUGAAGGAUGGCUCACGCCUAGAAUCCCUCACCCUACUAGUUCAAUCCACGAAAAGCGAUAAACGUUUCCCGCCCAAGUUCGUUGUCGAUCAAUUACCGGUGGACGUCCAAGAGCGGCUGCUCGAUCUGAAACCCAUGGCAGGGUCAAUGGUGGUUCGGUGGAUUGCAUGCCAUGAUGACGAGCACCAGUAUGACUACAACAAUGAUGACUACGACGGUCCAGAGGACGAGGAUGAGGACGAGGAGGGAGACGACUGCGACGAUGGUGAGGAAGAAGAACAAGUAGGGGAGCACCUACUAAGGUUCGAUCUGAUGACACAACGCAUCUGACUUAUGCCACUGUAGUACUAGCCUGAGGCCUGAGGCUCGAUAUUUGUGACACUGCUCGUAAUAAUGAGAACUGCCACCGCCGUAUGAAUGUCUAUACACUGGCAUGUAUCAUACCUGGAAUGUACUACUUACGCGCUGCUUAGCGCUCAGUUAC
Molecule: messenger RNA, 2188 nt
Organism: Rhodofomes roseus
Lineage: Eukaryota; Fungi; Basidiomycota; Agaricomycetes; Polyporales; Fomitopsidaceae
Exons: 3
Coding region: 103-2034 (643 amino acids)
Molecular function (GO): protein binding
Source: RefSeq, a predicted model, not a curated record